AUGUGGUGCAUCCUGGAGCAAGAGCUCUUUAUUGUGCAGCGCUUGUCAAAGGAAAUUGCGAGCACGAAGCAAUCAUUGAAGCGAUUGCGUCGUGCAGUUUCCAACCUGUUCUUGACAGCUCGGCAGAUUACAAUUGUCUUGGCCGUUUACAUGCUGUCGGAGUAUGACAUCGGGGUUGUGAAGUUUUUGCAGUGGGUUUCGUGGCUUCGAAGCAGAGUUCCGGAAGGCAAACAGGCCGUCUUUAUCAAUGUGGACGAAACUAGCAUAUCUCUGGCGCGGCCAGACCUCAAGGGCAAUAUCGUGCCCGGAAAGUGCUCCUUGCAGCAGAAGGGAAAGCGUACAAGGGGUGCCUUGACCCACGUGGCCAGCAUUUGCAAUCGAUCCGACAUCCAGCCGUGUCUUCCGCAAGUGAUUUUGAGCAACACACGUGUUGUGAGUCAGAAGCUGGCCAAAUCGUUGUUGCCCCUGCAGCCGGAAACAGUGCGAUUGGUACGGGGCAAGACUGGCUGGAGUACAGCUGCUUCCUUCGUAGAGUAUUUGAAAAUGCUUCGAGACGCACUAUCACUGUGGCCAGAGAUUCAACUUAUCCUCGUGAUGGAUUGUGCUCCAGCCCAUCUUGCUGACAGCGUGAUAGUGCAGCGCUUGUCAAAGGAAAUUGCGAGCACGCAGCAAUCAUUGAAGCGAUUGCGUCGUGCAGUUUCCAACCUGUUUUUGACAGCUCGGCAGAUUACAAUUGUCUUGGCCGUUUACAUGCUGUCGGAGUAUGACAUCGGGGUUGUGAAGUUUUUGCAGUGGGUUUCGUGGCUUCGAAGCAGAGUUCCGGCAGGCAAACAGGCCGUCUUUAUCAAUGUGGACGAAACUAGCAUAUCUCUGGCGCGGCCAGACCUCAAGGGCAAUAUCGUGCCCGGAAAGUGCACCUUGCAGCAGAAGGGAAAGCGUACAAGGGGUGCCUUGACCCACGUGGCCAGCAUUUGCAACCGAUCCGACAUCCAGCCGUGUCUUCCGCAAGUGAUUUUGAGCAACACACGUGUUGUGAGUCAGAAGCUGGCCAAAUCGUUGUUGCCCCUGCAGCCGGAAACAGUGCGAUUGGUACGGGGCAAGACUGGCUAG
Molecule: messenger RNA, 1110 nt
Organism: Symbiodinium sp. CCMP2592
Lineage: Eukaryota; Dinophyceae; Suessiales; Symbiodiniaceae
Source: the annotation of a GenBank genome assembly